Pararge aegeria (speckled wood butterfly) is the source of this 1433-nucleotide messenger RNA. RefSeq lists its product as uncharacterized. Bases 225 to 1091 code for a protein of 288 amino acids. The transcript has 2 exons. The record is from RefSeq and is a predicted model, not a curated record. NCBI's taxonomy places the organism in Eukaryota, Metazoa, Arthropoda, Insecta, Lepidoptera, Nymphalidae. Gene Ontology annotation, molecular function: protein binding.
AAAAUGUGUACUUAACUCAAUAAUAUUUUUAUCAAAAGCUAUAAAGUUGUAAGAUUUAUCAUAAGCGACUGAAAUUAUAAGAGCAAUAACACCGAGAUCAUUGUCAGUUUCUAAUAAAAUUGAAGUCGCAACCUCCAUAAGUAGUCUGAUUAUUCUGGCAUUAACGUCUCGGACAUCGUGGAAUAAAGUAAACUUAAAAGUUUAGAAAUAAAAUAAAAGUUACAAUGAGAAUAAUUCUUUUGCUAUUUCUAUUUACGCAAAAAUGUUUUGCAUUCGAUCUACCUCGUAGUGCAUGCAAAACAGACUUGACCAUUGAUAAAGACCACUACAAUGUAACUAAGACCUACGACACUGGCGAUGCAGAGCCAACGGACGCACAUUACGAUGGCAAAGGAAAUUUAUUUUUUGUCGUAUUCGGACGCAAUUUUAACGGCUACUAUUAUGACGUCAAGUUAAUUAAACCCAAUUCGACUGCAGCUCAAAAUGUACCUGGUUUACCUGAACGUGAGAGCUACUCAGUUGCAGUGGACAAAAAAGAGUCAAGAGUGUAUUUCGGUACGAGUAAGGGUAUCUACGCUUACAACUACGAGACUCAAGUCGCAACUUUAAUUACCAAACCAGAUAUAAACUUGAACUCAUUGCUUGUAGACAAAGAUGGUAAUAAGUAUAUCACUGGCAGGCGAGAAGGGUUCGAACAAUUGUAUCUGUUGGCAGGUAACGAAAAAAUUCAUUUUAAAGGCUUCGACGCCCUUGAUGAAGUAGCUGUUGAUGACAAAAACAACUUUUAUUAUAUCAGAGAAGAAAAGUUCUUCGUUUUGAGGAAUAAUUUAUCUCAUGCUGUUUUUAUCGGUAACGUUUCGUAUGAAGGAUUAGGUCAGAUAACGUUCCAUGAGGAAAACGUUUUUGUUGCAAGCAAAAGUUUAUCUUACAUUCACGAAAACGACACAGGGCCAAUGAAGCGAGUUAAAGGUACACCGGGCAAUGUUACAGCCAUAGCUUUCGAUCGCUCUGGUAACUUUGUAUUAGGCACUAAGGGAAAAAUAUUGAAAUACGAGACAAAUGACAAUGAAUGCUUUCAAAAACAAAAUUAAUGUUUUAAAUUUUAGUAUGGCUAGAAUGCAUCAAUGAAAUUAUUAUUUCUACUCAUUAUCUUGUCCUAUAAAAAAGAUGAGAAAAUGUUAGACAUAAUAAUUAUAUCCCAUUGGGCGCAUUUAGACGUACCUACUGGAAUUUGAGUAUGAUUUAUUCUCAUACAAAAUAGUAAGCACCUUUGAAGUUUAAGUUUUCUUUUGCUUAGUUGUGUUGGAAAUGAAAAUACAUUCUCUAAGGAUAUGCUCCUUUUAUUAAUAAAAAUAAAUAACCUAUCUCGUAACAACUCAAGUAAUUGUAAAAACAAACUAACGAUACAUUUAAAAGUCAAAACAAAUUUUGAA